Mustela lutreola (European mink) is the source of this 1245-nucleotide messenger RNA. Its product is annotated as ligand of Numb protein X 2-like. Gene Ontology annotation, molecular function: protein binding; ubiquitin-protein transferase activity. Lineage: Eukaryota; Metazoa; Chordata; Mammalia; Carnivora; Mustelidae. The record is from RefSeq and is a predicted model, not a curated record.
AUGAGAAUUACAUACCACUUGUGGAUUACCUCUAGAUGUCCUGGAGCUUCUCAUCGGAGACUUGCUCUAGAAAGGAGGAAAACUGAUAAAGCUCAGACAGAGAUUGAGAAUGAAAAUGGAACCACUGUAAUAGAUCUUCCAGGUACUUUAUCCCUCGAAACGGACUGUUCAAGGACAGGCACAGCACCUGCUUAGUGCAGCUUGAUAUCAGCGUCUCUGCCCCCAUGGCCUGAGGAGCCUGGCCUGGACAACCCCGCCUUGGAGGAGAACACGGCCACUGACACUAUGCAACAGCCGGUUAGUUUUCCAGAAGGCAAAAUUACUACAAUUGAAAUUCACCGGGGUGAUCCUUAUAUUCAGCUAGGAAUUAGCAUUGUGGGCGGCAAUUUAGCGCCACUGAUCAACAGAUACAUUGUUAUCCAGGAAGUCUGUCGGGAUGCGGUGAUCGCCAAAGAUGGAAGACUUCUUGCUGGAGACCCAAUUCUUCAGGUCAACAACUGUAACACCAGCAAUGUGUCUCACAACUAUGCCAGAGCCACCCUUUCCCAGCCCUGUUCCACACUGCACCUAAGCGUGCUGCAAGAGUGGUGCUUUGGGGGCCGGACCUACAGCCACCCCGACAGUAGCUCUCCCCGGGAAGAGGUCUUCCACGUAGUCUUUCACAAACGGGACUCUUGUGAACAACUUGGCAUUAAACCCAUUCAAAGGACCGGUGAACCAGGUGUUUUUAUCCUUGAUCUGUUGGAAGGGGGCCUGGCUGCCCAGGAUGGAAGGCUGAGCAGCAAUGACCGAGUGCUCGCCAUCAAUGGACACGACCUGAAGCUCGGAACCCCUGAGCUUGCCGCCCAGAUCAUUCAGGCUAGUGGCGACAGGGUGGAUUUAACAAUUGCUAGGCCGGGGAAAUCCCAGCCUGGUAACCCUGUCCAGGACGCAGGAGCUCUGGGUAGCAGCCAGCACCAUGCACAGCCGCUGUACCACAACAGACCCAGCUCAUACAAGGAUCUUACCCAGUGUGUUACAUGCCAAGAAAAACACAUUACUGUAAAGAAGGAACCACCUGAGUCCCUGGGAAUGACAGUGGCAUGGGACAGAGGAAGCAAGAGUGGUAACCUGCCCAUCCUUGUAACCAGUGUGCCAGCUCAUGGCUGUCUGGCACGUGAUGGCCGCAUAAAAAGAGGUAAGAUAGGGAGGGCUGGGAACAGUGAAACUCCUCCCAUCUUCUCCCUGCAUGCAACUCAUGUUUGA